Didymosphaeria variabile is the source of this 1269-nucleotide messenger RNA. RefSeq names its product phenylalanyl-tRNA synthetase alpha subunit, mitochondrial (gene MSF1). Lineage: Eukaryota; Fungi; Ascomycota; Dothideomycetes; Pleosporales; Didymosphaeriaceae. The record is from RefSeq and is a predicted model, not a curated record. Gene Ontology annotation, biological process: phenylalanyl-tRNA aminoacylation. The transcript has a single exon. Gene Ontology annotation, cellular component: mitochondrion; cytoplasm. Gene Ontology annotation, molecular function: phenylalanine-tRNA ligase activity; ATP binding; tRNA binding. Bases 1 to 1269 code for a protein of 422 amino acids.
AUGAACACUCCCUCGACAAUCCUCUCCGCCAUUCCCCGCCGCCUCCACACCCAACCCGACCAUCCCCUGACCAUCACCCGCCAACUCAUCGAAUCCCGCUUUCCAGGCUACAAAACACACAACUCACUCUUCCCCAUCGUCACUACCCACCAGAACUUUGAUUCUUUGGGCUUUCCCCCGGACCAUGUAGGCCGCUCUAGGACAGACACGUAUUACCUGAAUGAGAAGACGGUGCUCCGGACACACACCUCCGCGCACCAGGCCGAUACCUUUCGGAAAGAUGAAGCAGAUGGAUUCCUGAUCAGCGCGGACGUGUACAGGAGGGAUGCUAUCGAUCGUAGUCACUACCCUGUGUUCCACCAGAUGGAGGGCGCGCGGACGUGGGAUCGGCGGCUCGCCGAGAAGCAGGGCAAGACGCUCGCCCAAGUCAUCUGGGAGAACGUGGAGAAAAUCCCUAAACACACCGUCGAAGUCUCUGACCCGAAUCUUACCAUCCAUCCUGAACGCAACCCGCUGCAGGACGGCCACUCCGCCGACGAAACAGAGGCCAUAGCCGCGCAUCUCAAACGCUCCCUCGAGGACGUCGUCGUCGCAAUAUUCAAUGCAGCGAGGUCCGCCUCCACAGAUGCAGGCUCUGCAGAAGAGCCCCUGAAGGUCCGCUGGGUGGAAGCCUACUUCCCUUUCACCUCGCCGUCCUGGGAGCUCGAGGUCUUCUGGCAGGGCGACUGGCUCGAGGUGCUUGGGUCCGGCAUCGUGCAGCAGUCCAUCCUAAACAACGCGGGCGUCUCGCACCGUGUGGGCUGGGCGUUUGGCCUCGGUCUCGAGCGCAUCGCCAUGUUGCUGUACGGCAUCCCAGACAUCCGCCUGUUCUGGAGCCAGGACACCCGCUUCCUGUCGCAAUUCAAGGCGGCCGAGCCGCCCCAGCGGUUCGUCCCCUUCAGCAAGUACCCCGCCUGCUUCAAGGACGUGUCCUUCUGGCUGCGCACGUCGAGCAGCGCUGGCGGCGGCGCCGCCCCAAGCGCAUCCACAUCUACAUCUGGAUUCCACGAAAACGACGUCAUGGAGAUCGCGCGCGAGGUCUGCGGCGACGUCGUCGAGGACGUCCGCCUGACGGAUGAAUUCGUGCAUCCCAAAACCGGGCGCCGUAGCGUGUGCUACCGCGUCAACUACCGCCACCUGGAGCGCACGCUCACCAACGAGGAGGCCAACGAGCUGCAUGAGCGCUUCCGUGGGGAGCUCGUCGACAAACUGGGCGUGGAGCUGCGGUAA